This is a messenger RNA of Leptinotarsa decemlineata (Colorado potato beetle), 3486 nucleotides long. RefSeq lists its product as uncharacterized. Lineage: Eukaryota; Metazoa; Arthropoda; Insecta; Coleoptera; Chrysomelidae. The record is from RefSeq and is a predicted model, not a curated record.
CUACUGGAGCUAAUUGAACUACUUGUGAUCCAGUACAUUUUUUUAUUCACAAACUUAUCUCUAAUCUUGGAUACUAAAUUGAGUAGAUUAGUGAGAGGUUUGAGAUUAUGAUAAUAUAUUAAUUUUAAUUAAUCACAUGGAAAAUGUGAAAGUAACUAUGAGUGAAAGGUGUGGUUGACAUCAGCAGUUUAUGCAAAAACUUGUGCCAAAUUCAGAGUCAAGGCCUGAUAUUUCUAAAGUUUGAUAUUCAUUAACAUAGACUACUUAGUGUUAGAGUAUUUAAAUUUUUAAUGCAAAUGAUAAUGAUGACUUCAAGUAGUGAUGGAUAUUGAUUCUGCCUCUAACUGUUCUGCUGCUUCUAAACUCACGAAGGAAAGAAAUUCCACUGAAUCAGGCUUCAGUGAAUAUCUUAGUGAAUUGGGAGAAUUGCAAUAUCUAAGAAGCCCACAAAACUACUCUCUCACGAAUAAUUUACUUUUUGAAACAUCAAAAAAUGAUUCUGGGUGUGACAUUCAUUGUGAAGAAUAUAUUGAUGAUCUAUCACAUCAGUUACAAGGUGCCCUAAAAGUGGAUUUGCAGUUUGAAAAUGAGAAUAUAAGAUUGAACCAUCGCAGCAAAUUUGAAGCUUUGUUAAAAACUAAUGGUGAGCUUAGGUCGAAACUUACAAGAGCCAAUGAACAAAUUGACAGAUUAUUGAACAAAUAUUGUAGGAGGGAAAAUUUGAAAUUGGAUACAUUUUUUUUGCAAUUGGAGCAGAAUAACUAUGACUUGAAGUUGCAAAAUUCUAUAUUAGAAAGAAAACUUUUGCAAGCAGAGACUGAAAAAACUGAAGCGGAACUUCAGCUGAAGAAAUUAUACAUAGAUAAAAAUCAGAACAAAACUAUUGUGGACAUGAAAAGUGCGGUUAUUGAAGAGUUGAAGGAAAAAAUAUCAACUCAACAUGUUGAAAUCAUUAGGUUAACAAAAAAUAUGUGUAGUUCCUCACAAUUAAUCAAUGAAGUCAACGUAGAACUGGAACAUACUAGGUGUGCAUUAGAAUGGCAUAAAAACGAAUUGAACUCAUUACAAGCUAAUAAAAAAAGACUCUUGGAUGAGUUGUCGGAUUGUAGAAAGGAGAUGUUUCUACAAAAAGAAUCAAUUUCCAAUCUGAACUUAGAAUUACACAACAUUAAAAACAAUUACGAAUCCCUACAGCUGAAAGCUUUGACAGACAAAGUUGAUUUCUACAAGUCGCAAAAGUUUCAGCAUCCUGUUACUCAUGAGAAUCGGCAGCAAAAAACGAGUGAGGUGCAGAAUGAAGACCCUCUUAUUCUGAAAGAAUAUGAAAGCAACAUUCAAGAUCUCAAAAAUGAAAUUUCCAGGAUCAAUGCAUUCGUCAAAAUACAAACUGAGACCAUGGAAAAAGCUAACAGAGAAAAUUCCGAUCUGGUUUCUUGUUGCAUAAAGCUUCAGAAGUUACUGGAACAAAAAGAAAACAUCAUUGACAGCCUGGAAAUUGAGAUUAAGAGCGCAAAAAUGGAAAUAGAAACGUUUGCAAGCCGAGAACAGCAAGCACUUAAAAACAGGAACGAAUUGAAAAAGGAACUGAUCAAUUUAAAGACAGAACUUGUUAGGAGCAAACAAGAAAAUGAAAUUGUCGUAAGUACUGUAAAGGCAAUAAGGGACCAAGUUUAUACCUUCAAAAUGAAACAUGAUUCUCUAUCAAAGGAGUUAGCUGAUAAAAACAAGCAGAUUUCUUUAUUACAAAGUGAGAAGCAAGACCUGUUCAUGAGGAAUAGCUGGCAAAUCUGCGAAUUAGAGAAAAUAAACGACAGAGAUUUGUUGAUAAGCUCACUGAGAAAGGAAAUUCAAUUGAAAGAGCAAGAGAUUCAGACAUAUUCUCGAAAGAUUGCAGCUUUAGAAGAUGCUAUAGAGAAACAGGGUAUUUCUUUAUCGAAAUUGAUUGACGAUAAGGAUAUGAUCAUCUCGGAAAAUGGAAAAGAAAUCCAGAGGUAUGAAAAUGUUGUUCUUCAAUAUAAGGACCUACUGCUGUGCUCAGAAAAAAAAGUUUAUGACUUACAAAAACGUCAGCAAGGCCAAGUCAAUUCUGAUUCUGGUCGUGAAGUGAGUCGGGAAACAAAGCGGGCAUAUCCAAGUUCUUUGAUUGAAUGCUGUGAAAAUCUAGAUGACGACUUGAAAACGCUGAUGAAAAUCAACUCGCCAGAAAUUCCCGAAAAUGAAAAAGUCGUUGAAGAAACUAACGAUUCAUGUGCGGCUUGCAAUGAACGACAGAAAGUCGUGGUUAAAAUACGUUCUGUAGUGGAAAGAGUUGAGAAACUUGGCGAAAAAGUUGAGGAAUGUCAAAGACUGUUGAGUGAGGUUUCGGCUAUACAGUCUAAGGUUAUGCUUGGGAGUAAUGCAGUGGAGCAAUUGAAGGUUCUACUACAAGUUAAAAAUUUACAAAUGCAGGAAAGACAAAGAAAGUAUGAAAAAAAUAACAGAACUCUUUUAAGAAAAGUGAAUGAACUCAUGCAGGCUCGCGGUUUGUCUGAAAAAAUCAAUAAAAAACUACAAGAAAGAUUUGACCUUUCGAAGGCUGAGAACAAAUCGCUGAGAUUGACAAUUGAAAGUCAUAUUAGUGAGUAUGAGAAAUUGAAACAGUCGACUGUGGAGUUAGAAGCUAGGCUGGAAUAUUGUUCAGCCUGUCAUAAUAAUAGUCCGGACAACAAAGGAACAUUGGACUGUCCAGGAAACAUUGAGUCGAUGAUUUCUAGUGAAAGUCAGUUGCAAGAGAUAAUAAAAAAUGAGAAUAUUUGCAACAAACAAAAGGAGGUUUGCAUUGAAACCUUCCACGAAAUCGAAGAACCUCUCAGAGAUAUGGUUUCUUCAGGUGUAGAUAAUUCAAAGAAUGAAUCUAUCGACUUGAAGUCGCAUAAUACCAAAAAAAAAUUUGAAAAUACUCAUCUAGGCAAUGAAUUAAGGGAUAAAAUGGAAAGUUUGUCCAAUGACAACAAGGUAGUGAGAUUGUUUCUUCAGAAUAAAACUGAAAAUAACAAAUGUUUACAAGAAGAUCUUUCGAAAACACAAACCAGCAAGUGUACAAAAAGUUCCGAUGAUUUCGUGAACGAAUUGAAAAAUCAUAUUGAUGAAAUUCAAAACGAACUAGAUGUCACCAAUAGGGAAAAAUUUUUCUUGCAGCGAAUUUGCAACGACUUGAAGUUGUCUUUGAGAUCACAGUCAAACUACAGUAAAAUUCUCGAGGAAAAGCUGAACCGUUUGUCAGAGAGAAAGAAUGAUUACAGUAGCCUGCCAAAUAUUUGCCCAGGCUUACCAUCUUCGAAAAUGUAUGAUGAUCGAUAUAUUAAAGAAAUGUUGCAAAAUAAGGAACCUGUUCAAGAUAUACAUCUGGCAGAAAUGAGAAACUGUCUCGACAGUCUCAGAAGAGAAAUAUUGACUUUGCAGGAUGAAGUUAGGCAAAACUGCAGUAUUUAGAUUGAUAUUUUGAUA